Molecule: messenger RNA, 1322 nt
Organism: Sander lucioperca (pikeperch)
Lineage: Eukaryota; Metazoa; Chordata; Actinopteri; Perciformes; Percidae
Gene: six9
Product: SIX homeobox 9
Exons: 3
Coding region: 22-873 (283 amino acids)
Biological process (GO): regulation of transcription by RNA polymerase II
Cellular component (GO): transcription regulator complex; nucleus
Molecular function (GO): DNA-binding transcription factor activity, RNA polymerase II-specific; RNA polymerase II cis-regulatory region sequence-specific DNA binding
Source: RefSeq, a predicted model, not a curated record
CAUUCUGCCAGGGCAUGAGUAAUGAUAAACACACACACAUUCACUUGUUCAUCUACAGGACGGCCACAAUGCUCCACAGUAAAAGAGGUUGUUAGAAGAGGUUGUUAUCUUCACACAGACUUUGGUCAAACUCACAUCUCAGGAUUUUUUGGGGCUGUUUCCGCAGCGAUGAUCUUCACAGCAGAGCAGGUGGCUUGUGUGUGUGAGGUCCUUCUGAAGAGCGGUUGCAUGGAUCGUCUUGCUGGCUUCCUCUGCACUCUACCUCCUCUUUCCCUCUCCUCCUCCUCUGUUUGCCUUGGGGAGCUGGAAAGCGUGCUCAAAGCUAAAGCCGCAGUGGCCUUUCACCAGGGCCACUUCACUGACCUCUACACCGUGCUGGAGGGUUUCCCCUUCUCCCCACGCAGCCACCCCCUCCUGCAGCAGCUCUGGCUAGGAGCCCACUACAUGGAGGCCGAGAGGCAGAGGGGCCGGCCCCUGGGAGCUGUGGGGAAGUAUCGCGUAAGGAGGAAGUUUCCUCUACCACACACCAUCUGGGAUGGAGAGGAGACCAGCUACUGUUUUAAGGAAAAAUCACGGACAAUACUCCGGGAGUGGUACCGCCAUAAACCCUAUCCCUCUACCCGGGAGAAACGGGAGCUAGCAGCAGCCACGGGCCUGACAACCACUCAGGUCAGCAACUGGUUCAAGAACCGCAGGCAGAGGGACAGGACCACGGAUGUUAAUGGUUCCCAACCCUUACUCCCUGAAUUUCAGUCCUUGCUGUCUGGUUCCCGUCUAAGAUGUCCAUCUGUAAGGAGUAACAGGUACAAGUACUCCUUUAUACCUGCAGCCAUUUCCUUCCUGAAUAGGGGUCAGGGGAGGAGUCUUCUUUGAUCUCUUGGCUACCUCAUUUCAUCCUCUUUCUUUAUUCCUUGGUUGGUUAUAUAUUCUAGUCUGUUGACUAUGUGUUGAGGAUGUCAGAAUCGUUGAUAAAAGGGGUUGGUGAUGUAAUGUAAUGGAUGCUGAUGUUGUUGACGAUGGUCAUUGAUUAUAUUGUGUCAACUUUGUAGGCUGAUAUGCACUUUUUCCUACCCUAUGUAGGUUCCUUUGACGCUGCUAUCCAUGCACCUUGUACUGGUAUUUAUUUGUCCUCGUACUGUUACGGUUGUGUUCCAGUUGGAGUGUGUGUAGAACUUGUAUGUUUUUAUGUGUCUUGAAUUGUAAGAAUUAUACAAUUUCAAGCACAGACCUUGUGGUCCAUUGACAAUUUUGCCAUUGUUGUAAGUGUUCUCCUGUUUGUCUUGUCCUGAGACCAGGUGAAAGUAGACAUAUUGGUUUGUCUC